Molecule: messenger RNA, 1143 nt
Organism: Culex pipiens pallens (northern house mosquito)
Lineage: Eukaryota; Metazoa; Arthropoda; Insecta; Diptera; Culicidae
Exons: 1
Coding region: 1-1143 (380 amino acids)
Biological process (GO): DNA integration
Molecular function (GO): nucleic acid binding
Source: RefSeq, a predicted model, not a curated record
AUGCUGGCCAAGGUUCGACAACAAUUUUGGCCAGUGAAUGCGAAGCGCAUGAUCAAUCGAGUGCUCAAGCGGUGCGUCACGUGCUUCAAGGCGAGUCCGACUGAUGUGAAGCUGUUCAUGGGAGACCUUCCGAGCGCACGAGUGACGGCUGCGUUGCCGUUCAGCCGAACCGGCGUGGACUACGCCGGUCCAUUUUACUUGAAGGAAGGACGUCUGCGGUCUCCACGAAAGGCGUACGUGUGCGUUUUUGUUUGCAUGAGCACCAAGGCGAUCCACCUGGAACUGGUGGGCUCGUUGACAACCGACGGGUUUAUCGGAGCGUUGCAUCGGAUGGUGAGCCGACGAGGGAUGGUAUCCGAGAUGAAGUCUGACAACGGCACGAACUUUGUCGGCGGAGACCGCCGGCUGACAGAAUUGAAGGAGCUGCUGAAGUCCGACGUGCUGAAGACCAAGAUUGAGGAGUUUUGUCAGCCCCGUGGCAUAGUGUGGUCGUUCAAUCCGCCGAAGGCGCCGCACCAAGGAGGACUCUGGGAGGCCGGGGUCAAAUCCAUGAAGAGGCACUUGAACCGAGUACUCAACGAAUCGCACCUAACGUUCGAGGAAAUGUGCACGCUGCUCUGCCAGAUUGAAGCCAUCCUGAAUUCGCGACCACUGAUUCCGCAGAGCGACGACCCCCGGGAUUACCAAGCUCUGAGCCCGGGCCACUUUCUGAUCGGUCGUGAGCUGACAGCAGUAGCUGAGCCGUACUACGACGGCGUCAAGGAGAACGCGCUGUCCCGAUAUCAGCUGAUCCAGCGUCGGAAGCAGGCGUACUGGCGUAGGUGGUCGAACGAGUACCUGACUACGCUACAGCGGCGUGGCAAGUGGUUCAAGGAUCCGACUCUGCUGCGCGAAGGACUUCUGGUGGUUAUGAAGGAGGACAACUUGCCACCACAAACAUGGAAGCUGGCACGGAUCGUGGAGACGCAUCCUGGCCACGACGGAAUCGUCCGAGUGGUCACUGUGCGAACCAGCAACGGGAACCUCUACAAGCGAUCCACGAAGGAGUUGGCGGUGCUGCCGAUCUACGACGACCCAGGACAGAACCAGGAGAGGUCGAGCCAACCGGCUCCGGGGGGAGGAUGUUUACCCAAAAUUGGGUAG